Syzygium oleosum is the source of this 2239-nucleotide messenger RNA. RefSeq names its product patatin-like protein 6. Lineage: Eukaryota; Viridiplantae; Streptophyta; Magnoliopsida; Myrtales; Myrtaceae. The transcript has 3 exons. Bases 401 to 1825 code for a protein of 474 amino acids. The record is from RefSeq and is a predicted model, not a curated record. Gene Ontology annotation, biological process: lipid metabolic process.
CUAAGGAAAGCCCAUACACGGACAUGCUCUGCAACUGCUUUGUUCUUCGCCCUCCUUGUUUUCUUGUUAAACAUCGGAACUUCGUAUCUUUCAAUCUCUGCGUUGAUGUACGCGUAGUAUAGAAACGAUGUCCUCCGCGUGCUCUGCUCGGAGAAAGGCGAUUUUCACUGAGCGAGGGAUAUAGAAAGGGAGGAGACAGGGAGAGACAGAGUUCGAGGACGGUUCUCUGUUCUCUGUUUCUUGUUCUUGUCCGUCACGUGCAGAGACGAUCGGAGGUCGGAAACUAUUGUCGAAUCGGUGGGAAUCGAGUGAAGCUUUGAUCGACGACCAAAAGGGUGUUGGAAGAUGGGUGGUAUAUGAUGAAAUUUGGAUUGAUUCGUCGCUCGAUUGAAUUCAAGAGAUGGCAUGCAGUUCGAUCCAAAUGCAGGAGCCGAGCAUCGAGACGGACAAGCUCAGCUACGAGAUCUUCUCAAUCCUCGAGACCAACUUCCUCUUUGGCUACGGCGACCAUGACCAGAAGAAGCUCCUCGUCCCCAAACACAUACCCGAUACACAACCAGAAGAACCGAAGCCUCAUGUAAAUCUCCCACAAAAUCAUCACGAGGUUGACGCUGCGAUCACAGAGCGUCCAGGAAAAAUCUGCAUACUCACCAUCGAUGGUGGCGGAGGCAGCAUGCGAGGCCUCGUCUUUGGCAAGGCCUUGGCCUAUCUGGAAGGCGUGCUCAAGGCCAAGUCCGGCAAUCCCGACGCCCGAAUUGCCGACUAUUUUGACAUCGCCGCCGGCUCUGGCGUAGGUGGCAUCUUGGCUGCCAUGCUCUUUGCGACCAGGGACCGAGGCCCGGCACGACGUCCCAUCUCUGAGGCCGAGGACACGUGGCGGUUCCUCGCGGAUAAAGGGAGUCGGUGUUUGGCGCUUCCCUCCAACGGUGGUGGCGAAUUUUUCCGGCGGGUGCUCUGUGGCGGCUCUGGUAGUCAGGCGGCGUCGACGGCCACCAUGGAGAAGGCGAUGAAAGAGGUGUUCAGCAUCAGGGACGGGAAGGACAGGAGGUUUCUGACAUUGAAGGACACGGUGAAGCCGGUCCUGAUCCCCUGCUACGACCUGUCAACGGCGUCCCCAUUCCUGUUCUCGCGGGCCGAUGCGCUCGGGGCUGACAGCUACAACUUCAGGCUCUGGGAGGUGUGCCUGGCCACAUUGGCAGAGCCGGGGUCGUUUGGGCCAGUGGAGAUACGGUCCGUGGAUGGUAGGACGCGGUGCGUGGCUGUGGACGGGGGGUUGGCGAUGAGCAACCCGACGGCGGCAGCGAUCACCCACGUGCUGCACAACAAGCGGGAUUUCGGUCAUGUGCUGGGGGUGGAGGACUUGCUGGUGCUGUCAAUAGGGACGGGGCCGGCGGCAGAGCCGAGGUUGGAGUACGAGAAGGUGAGGAAGUGGAGGGCCAAGGAGUGGGCUCGGCCCGUGGCGCGGAUCACCGGGGACGCGUCUGCGGAUGCGGUUGACCAGGCCGUGGCCUUGGCGUUUGGUCCGUGUAGGAGCAGUAAUUAUCUAAGGAUUCAGGCGAACGGCUCCAGCCUUGGCCAGUGCGGGCGUGACGUGGAUACAGACCCGAGCCCUAACAAUGUGAAGAUGGCGAUGGCAAUGGCUGACGAUAUGCUGAAACAGAAGAACGUCGAGUCGGUGCUCUUCGGGGGCAAGAGGGUAUCGGAGCAGAGCAAUUACGAGAAACUGGACUGGUUCGCGGACGAGCUCGUGCAGGAGCACCAGAGGAGGAGCCGCGGAGUCGCUCCCACUGUCGCUCCCAGGCAAGCUGCUCCUAGUCCCACCUAGAAUGGGGUCCCAAGAAUUUGUGAGAAUUAUUCCAGAAGAAAGGUAAAGCCAAUUGGAUGCAUCGAAAGAAGAAAAAGAAAAAGAAAAAAGAAACUCUUGUCUGGUGGUUGCUACUUUUGCCAUUGUGGGGGCAUUCUGCAAAUACUAAUUUUUCUUGAUAAUUUUCACUUCUCUGAUUUUUGAGAGAAUUGGCUACAAACAUCUCGAAAAUUGUUAAUUCUCGAUGAAAAUUACUAUUACAAAAUACAAACCCCAUCAGUCACAAAAAAGAGGGGGAAGAAGGUAUUCGAGGCAGCUGUCUAGCAGACUGAUAUGCCUUUCACAGUGUUAAUUGUGCUUUUGUUAUAGAUAAACAUCUGGGCAAAUGAACCUUGCUUGAUCAAGAGUUCAGAUAAAGACUAAAUACUUCAUCCA